AUGCGUAUGAGCUGUAAUGGGUGUAGAGUCCUACGAAAGGGUUGCAGUGACGACUGCACCAUAAGGCACUGUUUGGAAUGGAUCCAAACUCCCGAGUCACAGGCCUACGCCACCGUCUUCCUCGCCAAGUUCUACGGCCGCACCGGACUCAUCAACCUCAUCAACGCCGGUCCACACAAUCUCCGCCCUGAUAUCUUUAAAUCUCUUCUGCACGAGGCCUGUGGGCGGAUCGUGAAUCCUAUAUUCGGGUCGGUCGGGUUGGUUUGGUCCGGGAACUGGAAGCUAUGCCAGGACGCUGUCGAGGCGGUUCUGAGAGGUGAGCCGAUAACCCGAAUGGGCAAAAACGGGCCGGCCGGCGAUAUAAGGCACGUAAGCAAGGAGGGCGAUGUAUCCCUGCGUCGGGUCAGGACCCGCUGCAGGUUCAAGCGCUCUGCUUCCAAGUCGAAUCGCUGGAAUCGUGUGUGGGUUAACGACGGUGAAUUCAACCGGUCUCCGAGUCACGAGUCGUCUUUGAGCCAGCAAUCUGAACCGGCGGCAUGCGAGUCUCUUGGUUCCCCUGAGCAGGAAUGUGUCGCGGCUGAUCAGGAAAGUGAGGUUGAGCUGGAUCUGACGCUGGGUUUAGAGCCGCCCAAAUUCGGGUGGAUUUUGGAAAAUGGAGUUAGGGCUGGACUGUUUUCGGUUUCAUGA
Messenger RNA from Striga asiatica, 687 nucleotides. The record is from the annotation of a GenBank genome assembly. Lineage: Eukaryota; Viridiplantae; Streptophyta; Magnoliopsida; Lamiales; Orobanchaceae.